CAUACAUCCGAGAUAUCGAGGAAGUUGUACGUUUAUAAGAAUCUAUGGUCAGAAUGUUUAAAUAUGUUCGAGAUAUCGAGAGAGUUUAGGAGAAUUGGUGAGAUUUGUUACACGUAUUUUGAUCUACUUGGUUAUUGUGUUGUACUGAACAUCAAGCAAACAAAAUGCCAACGAAGAAGAAAAAGUACAACGCACGGUUUCCUGCGGGUCGUAUUAAGAAGAUCAUGCAGACAGAUGAAGAAGUGGGAAAAGUGGCGCAAGCCGUACCUGUCAUAAUCUCCAGAACAUUGGAGCUCUUUGUAGAAUCUCUGCUCAAAAAGGCAAUGGAAAUUACGAGUGCUAAAAAUGCAAAGACUUUGAGUCCAUCUCACAUGAAACAGUGUAUUCUGUCAGAAAGUCGUUUUGAUUUUCUGAAAGAUCUAGUAAAAAAUUUACCUGAUGUUGCCAGCUGUGAUGGUGAAGAGGGAAAUUCACCAUUUCUUCCAAGCCCACCCUGUGGAAACACUGCAGGUUACAUUGAUUUAAGUGUGGGCACCCGAAGACUACCUGAAACAGAUGUAAAGAAAGAGAUGGGACAGGAGUCUGUAACACCAACACCAAUUAUGUCUCAUCCGUUGCCUGUUCAGACUGUCCCAGCUGUUGUAACGAAUCAGCUGCAUGCUAAUUUCUACAAAGAAACUGAUGACUCUAGUCCAAGUUAUGGUCAGGUUCCAGUCACAUCUGAAGGUACAAUUGGAAGGGGUUCUAUCUUCCAUGUUACGCCAGCUGACUCACCUCAACCAGCUGCUGUUGUCAUGCCAGUAGUAGAAGCAAUCAAGCCUGAAAGAGUUGAAUCAAACUUGCUGUGUAGCACUGCAACAGGUAUCACUUCUGUGAUUGAUACUGUCAGCAGUGGUGAGACUGCUAUUGGUGCUUUCAAUGCCCAGACACCUCUUGUUAUACCACAGUAUGUUAAAACUGAGGUCAGCAUUGCAUUAGAUGAUGACUGUGAUACAACUUAAUAGUUGUGGUGGUGAGUUAAAGAUAACAAAUUACUGAAGAGACCAACUUCUAAUUUUGCAGUAAUGUAUGUUCUUUGACAAAUGUGGUUUUAAACCAUAAAUUGCUACAUUACAGUAGGAAUACAAUCAGGCACUUUGUGUAUGUGGAACGUCAUUGAAAGCGUACACACUAUUGUUGAAGGUACUGAUCAGUGUAGGAAGAACAGUGUUCGAUAUUUGCAUAGGUCACCUGUACAAAAAGGGUGAUCAGUAGGUUCUUCUUUCAGAUGGUGUGUUGCGGGAACAGUGCAUAAUGACAGUGAAACAUUUACUUUUAUGUUUUUUUGUAUGUAGUUACUUGCAGCUUUUUGAAGUUUUCAAAAAAAAAAACUUGUAAUAAAAAGGCAAAAGUUUCAGCUCUAGUACUGAAAUCUUUGGCACUGCUCAUUUAAUUUUAAUUGUGUGUGUUUGAUAAUUUUGUUGUUAAUAUUUGUCUUAAAAAUUUUGUGCCUUUUGUAUGGCUUUAUUUGUAAUAUUUUUAUGUAUGUGCUCCUUGUGAAAAAUGUGGAAUAAACUUAAAACAUGUUCUGUUCGUAUUUCUGUUUUGUAAAGUUCACCGGAAUGGCUUUUCGUAUUGUUUCUUAUAUUGCAUAGUAUUUGUUUCUAGUACAGUUCAAAUUACCAAAAAAAAUAUACAUGGAAAUAUUGCAAAAGCAUAUUUCACAUGUGUGUUUCAUUUAGGCUUCAUCUGUAAGGAUUUACAUAUGAAUAUGUAUGUAGAACAAUCUUUGCACAUUACUACAAUGCAAUAUUCUGUAAGCUGCAUAAACUAUUAAAAUUUAUACUGUCUUUUGUAUUCAUAUUUGAAUUUGCUUUGACAUUAUGUGUCAUUAAUGGCAGUGAUGGUCCUUUUUAGUAUAAGGCUGCUGUUAAUGAAAUAUUGAGAAAGUCCCAUGAUUGUAUUUCUUUUAGCUAGUAUUGAAGACAAAUAAGCAACAAAUGUUGUGCAUUCUGCACUACCAUUUUGCUUUAUAAGAGUGUGCCCAUUUCAGUUCAGAACUGAAAUAGGUCAAACCAAGUAAUUACAUGUAACUUGCAGAGACUGUAGAAAGCAGAACAUGUUGUUGAAAUAGUGCAUUGCAGAAUACUCAUGUAGACUUGUAAUGUUUUGAAUAUCCUUUGUGUCAAAUACUUUCAGUCAUAAACAUUAACAGUAUACAAAAAUACUUUGGCUGUGUUUACCAUCUUUGUUGUAUAAUUUGGAACUGUACAGUCCUUAAUGUCUUUUCACGUUUUAGUAAAACAA
Molecule: messenger RNA, 2286 nt
Organism: Schistocerca americana (American grasshopper)
Lineage: Eukaryota; Metazoa; Arthropoda; Insecta; Orthoptera; Acrididae
Gene: NC2alpha
Product: dr1-associated corepressor
Exons: 5
Coding region: 165-1001 (278 amino acids)
Biological process (GO): transcription by RNA polymerase II; positive regulation of transcription by RNA polymerase II; negative regulation of transcription by RNA polymerase II
Cellular component (GO): negative cofactor 2 complex; nucleus
Molecular function (GO): RNA polymerase II general transcription initiation factor activity; protein heterodimerization activity; core promoter sequence-specific DNA binding
Source: RefSeq, a predicted model, not a curated record